Messenger RNA from Cataglyphis hispanica, 3995 nucleotides. RefSeq names its product serine/threonine-protein phosphatase PP1-beta catalytic subunit. The record is from RefSeq and is a predicted model, not a curated record. Bases 97 to 1158 code for a protein of 353 amino acids. NCBI's taxonomy places the organism in Eukaryota, Metazoa, Arthropoda, Insecta, Hymenoptera, Formicidae. Gene Ontology annotation, cellular component: cytoplasm; nucleus. Gene Ontology annotation, molecular function: protein serine/threonine phosphatase activity. The transcript has 6 exons.
CUCACGUUCGCAAUGUUGCGGAGCAAAUGCGCGCGCUAGGCAGACAGUACGAGCCAGUCCGCGAACAUCGGGCCAGUCAGUCAGUGGCAGGAAAAAAUGGCGGAUGUCGACUUGAAUAUCGACAACUUGAUACAGAGAUUAUUGGAAGUAUACCACACGCAGAAAGACCAGGUUCUUCAGAAGAAAGCCAAGCUAAAAGAUAUUUUCUCGUCGGACUUCGUCGUCAGAGGAUGUCGACCGGGCAAGACGGUCAUCAUGACGGAGGCUGAAGUGCGUGGCCUCUGUCUCAAGUCCCGGGAGAUUUUCCUGCAGCAACCAAUCCUGCUGGAGCUGGAAGCACCGCUUAAAAUCUGCGGUGACAUACACGGCCAGUACACCGAUCUUUUGCGGCUGUUCGAAUAUGGCGGUUUUCCGCCCGAGGCGAACUACUUGUUUCUGGGCGACUAUGUUGAUCGAGGGAAGCAGUCUCUGGAGACGAUAUGUCUGCUGCUGGCAUAUAAGAUCAAGUACCCGGAAAACUUCUUCUUGCUACGCGGCAAUCAUGAGUGCGCGAGUAUAAACAGGAUAUACGGCUUUUACGAUGAAUGCAAGCGACGGUAUAACAUCAAACUCUGGAAGACUUUCACGGAUUGCUUCAACUGCUUGCCAAUUGCCGCGAUCAUCGACGAGAAGAUCUUCUGCUGCCAUGGCGGGCUCAGUCCUGAUCUGCAGGGAAUGGAGCAAAUUAGAAGAAUUAUGCGUCCGACUGAUGUACCUGAUACUGGUCUCCUCUGUGAUCUCUUAUGGUCCGAUCCUGAUAAAGAUGUUCAGGGUUGGGGCGAAAAUGACAGAGGAGUCUCGUUUACAUUCGGUCCAGAUGUCGUGUCAAAGUUCCUGAAUCGUCACGAUAUGGAUCUCAUAUGCAGAGCGCAUCAGGUGGUCGAAGACGGUUACGAAUUCUUUGCCAAGCGACAACUCGUCACGCUAUUUUCCGCACCAAACUAUUGUGGCGAAUUCGAUAAUGCCGGCGGUAUGAUGAGCGUCGACGAAACCUUAAUGUGCAGUUUUCAGAUCUUGAAACCGUCAGAGAAGAAAGCUAAAUAUCAAUAUGGAGGAAUGAACACAGGUCAAACAGGUAGACCAUCUACACCACAAAGGAAUCCAGCGAAAAAGAAAUGACAGCCUUCAACCGAUCCUGCACAGCAACAAACACGAUUAUCCUUAAUGGAGGCUAUCAUGCUAGGUAAAUCUGCUUUAUGCUUGUCAAAGCUUACUUAAUCACUCUAGCCGACCACUUAUGUGCAUUAGUAUGAAUCUAUUUCCCACGAUUAUCGGGUUAAAAGAAAAAAAAAGAGAAAAAAAAGAAGUGAAAGGAAAGAAAGAGAGAGAGAGAGAGAGCGAAAGGAAGUGAAAUGUAGAACAUUAUUCGAUGUAUUUAAGUUCGCGCAAUGAUUCGCCGAUGAUUUAGAUGUUAUAUUUAGCACGCGAUUAUCAACACAUGUACAUGUAUGACGCACCUCGGGGCGGAUUUAAAUGCGAUGAGUUAUGGGACAAAGAUACAUUAAUUGAUUUACACAUGGUCACACAUGGAUUUGCGAAAAUUGUUGAUGCUUAUGCUUGUCAAGAUACUGAGCACCUCGUCUCGGAUAUCAUUAGAUCUGAUUUCGUCUUUGUUUUUCACGUGUUUCAGUACGAAGACAUCGAAAUACAGAACUAACCCAAUUUGAUAAAAACAAAGUAAAAAUAUGUAAAAUUUACCUCUUCUUUAAUUAAAAUGAAAUAAGAGGUAGAAAUUAUCGGCGGCAAAAAUGAGUUUUGAUUAUCAUCCUAUUUGACGAAGGGUCGCUCUCCAAUUUUCGCGACGAUUACAUUAUUCGAUGAUAUCUUUCAUAAACGAAAUGAAUUCUUUGUAAAGAUAGCGCUCUUUAAAAAGCAUUUCGUAAUUCACAUUUGUAUUUAUUGCUUCCACUGUUGAUGUUGAGUGUAAUUAUGAGACUUGCUGUUAUUUUUUAUUAUAUUAUUAAUAUUAAUAUUAUUUUUAUUUUUUUUUAAUAUUAUUUUUACCAAUACUGCGCUUAACGCAGCUAAUAUUUAAAUGUCAUCGUUUCACAAGAGAUUCUGCGCGCGUGUAUAUAGAUAGAUAUAUAUACAUAUAUAUAUUUUUUUGACCAUUUAUCCUUUCUCUUUUAAACCACCAAUGCAUUAGCCAUUAUAAAUUUAAUUAUAUCAUCUUGGUGCAGUAUUCCAAGCAUAGUAAUGACUGCACGUUCCAGAGAUAUGACGUAGACGAAUUAAUUUGUUUAAACGAAUUACAGAGAAUCAAUAUUUUUAAAGCAACGCUUCUCUACGCUCUCUCUGAUGAUUACAUCUUUAUUCGACAGAUAAAAGAAAGGGAAUCGCUAAUAAAAGAGAAACAAGAACGACGCGUCAUAUAUACAAAAAAGAAAAACAUGUUUAGACACAAUCUCACUCGCGAGGUUCUCAUGCUUGUGAAGAAAGUGAAUGUAUAUUUGUUAUAUGAUUCAUGAAAGAUUUGUCGAAUAUCGUUAAAAUGAUUGCUUUGAAUCGCGCAAACAGUUUCAGUGAUAGUGUUUCAAGAGGCGAAUCAUUACUUUCUAUUUCGAUGAGUUGAAAUUUUUUGUUUUACAGGAGAUAUAUCUAUAUAUUUACAAUUAUUUAGAUGUAGGAUAUUCACGUGUUAGAUUAAAGCUUAUUUAUUCUUUGAACAGAGAGACGUACGAUGGCAAUCUGCAUUUAGGUGAUUUGAUGCAUUUAUUUAAACAUUUAUAAUAUUUACAUUUCUGUAUGGCACAUCGUUGUUUAUAUGUUUUUCGAUCGUUCACAUAACUCUGGAUUUGCGUUGUUGCAGAAGUCGCCGCAAGCUAUUGUUUAGUAAUUUAGUAAUUACUAAUUAGCAAAUUAACAUUAAUUCUUCGCUAUACUCUCGUUUUAUAGUCGGCGUUGUAUUAUCGCUUGCAAUUGUUUGCGCGACAAAAGUCACCUCUGGAAAAACGUGUGUUUUGACAAGGAUCGCCGAAUAUUAUGACAAAUUGUAUUGUAAUAUGUACAGAGGAAUAUAAAUUAUGUGUCCAUGCAACAUUUUUCGAAAAAGGAAAUUUUCACAAUACUCUACGGAAGCAGCGAUUGGUCAAAUAGUAAUAGAGGUUGUAUCCAUAUCGGGGAUAUCUUUCGUAAUAAUGCGCGCAAUUGUGUCUUCUAGAGAUUUAAUAUUUGUUAUCAGGGCACACAAAAAUAUUUAUAAAUAUAAAUGAUGAAUUUUCUAUCAAAAUUUACGACGAAGCAUCGAUAAAGCGCAUUUGUCGACAACCCAAAUAGAGACUGACGAGAAAUCGUGUUGUACGAACAGUUACGAUCGAGAAGGAUGAUCUGGAAACACGAAAUAAGACCAUAUAUGAAUACCGAGAGCUUACCCCGAUCUAAAAGAUCAAUCAAACAUAAUGAGUCCUUCUUGACGCUACGAUUGGCAUUCAUAUCGUUACUUAUUAUUUGAUUGUUAUUUAGCGUUAUCGGAUAUAUUGAUAGCGAGACAAAGAUAAUAGUUUAUUGUUCAACAUACGAGAGAGAGAAAGAAAGAGACGCGAUGCAAAUUUGUUACGUUCUGGAACGCACCGACGACGAAACGAUCAUGUCCUUGCCACCUCUUUCCUCCUGCAUUCCUCCCCACAAAAAAGGUAGAAAGGGAGAUUAAUUAUUGUCAAAGGAGCGGUUGUGAUCCCUCUCGAUAUGCGUUUUAUCCGAGAUUCAUAUAUUAUAUACAGAUAUUAUAUUUGUAAAGAGUUGGCCGAUUGUGUGAUUCGACGAUGCUUUAAAUUAAAUAAAUUAAAAAAAAGAGGAAAGAAAGAAAAAGAGAGAGCCGUACUCUCUCGUGAGAGAAGUUUGCGACUAUCACAAGGGUUGUUACAUCGUUCGAAAUUGCCAACGACAGAACGCGCCAUGCAAUGGCAUCCUAGAGAUAUAAAACUUUCAGAUAAUAAACAUGCAUAUUGUUGUACAAA